AUGGAAAGACUCCAAGUAGGAGAGCAAAAAAUCACCCAAGGAAUCAAGGUGGAAAAGCAGGAUUUGGCAGGUGCCAAAUCAGGGGAGGGGCCAGAGAAAGACUUUCGCAUCAUACAGGUUGAGGCUAGCGGAGAACUUCUGGCUGAAGCUGUCACGCAUGAGAUUAAGCAAGAACCUCAGGAAGAGUUGCGUCACUCUUGGGAAGCCCGAGGGCAGGAGCUGCCAAAGGGGACACAGUCUCCUCAGCGAGGAUGGGAAAACCCACAGCCAUCUCAGCUCCAAUCAGAGAACACCAAGAAGUUCUCCUUCAAAGGAUCAGGUAAUGCUGAGCGGUGGCCUCAUGGGGAGUGGGGGACCCCAACACCCUCAGCCCAAGAAGUAGAAUCCCACCAGGCUAACGUAGCACCAAUCAAGACUACAGAUGAGGAUGCUAUUGGUUUGGAGAUCUGGCGCUGGCGCUUCAGGCACUUCUGCUACUGGGAGGCCAAGGGACCUCGAGAGGCCUUCAGCCACCUCUGGGAGCUCUGCUGUCAAUGGCUGAAGCCCGAGAGACACACCAAGGAAGAGAUUUUAGAGCUGCUGAUCCUGGAGCAGUUCCUGACUGUCCUGCCCCAGGAAAUGCAAAUCUGGGUGAGUGAACGCAGGCCAGAGACCUGCAGCCAGGCGGUGGCCCUAGCAGAGGACUUCUUGUUGAUGCUGAAGGAGUCCGAGAGCCACAAAGAGCAGGCCCCAAGGAUACCUGGAAGAGAGCCAUCAGAAAUGGUAAAGAGUCAGCUCUCCAAGGAACCCAUGCUGGAGGUCAAUGGAGAGACCACCUUUCCUGCAGAUGAUUGGCAAGUAAUUGUAAAAGAGGAAGAGGCAGAUAUUCAGCUGGAAGGACCGAAAGAAGUGGGCACACCUGGAGCAUUAUGGGAAGUUAAAGAAGGGAAGUUUUUCCAAGUUCCUGAGAGGCAGCCGAUAUGCAAUAGUUUCCCUGGCCCUGAAAAUUACCAGGGGAACCAUCCCUGGAAGACAACAGAGCAAACUUUUCUUGGUGAGGGAACUGGGAAAAAUUUGCAUGAAAGGACCUUGCAUGAAGGAGUAUGCAGACGUAAGAGGAAAAAGGCAGGUGCUGAUUGUGGGAAAAGUCUCUGCCAGAGUUUGAACAUUCUUGAAUAUCAGCAAAGUCAAACAGGAGAAAGACCAUACAAAUCCCCUGAAUGGGGCAAGAGCUUUAAGCUUAAACUGCAUCUUAAUAUGUGUGAAAGAACGCACACCAGAGGGACACCCUCCAUAUGGUCAGACUUUGGGAAAAGGUUCCCUCAGCCUCAUGAAGUUUCUAGUCCUCAGGAGAUCCACACAAAAGCAAAUCAGCAUAUAUGUUCCGAGUGCGGGAGAACUUUUAGCAGGCAAUCCCACCUCUUGAUACAUCAGAGAAUGCAUACUGGAGAAAAACCUUACACAUGCUCAGAAUGUGGGAAAAGCUUCAGUUACAGCUCAGUCCUUACAGAACAUGAAAGAAUUCACACGGGGGAGAAGCCCUACGAGUGUUCAGACUGUGGGCAAAGCUUCAGCCGCAGAUCAUAUCUCAUUCAGCAUGAAAGAACCCACACCGGAGUGAAACCGUAUGCAUGCACAGAGUGUCAGAAAUGUUUCACCCGUCGCAGUGGUCUUCUUCGUCAUCAGAAACUCCACAUGGCCAAGAAGCCAUGCUGA
Eublepharis macularius is the source of this 1695-nucleotide messenger RNA. Its product is annotated as zinc finger protein 397-like. The transcript has 4 exons. The record is from RefSeq and is a predicted model, not a curated record. Gene Ontology annotation, biological process: regulation of transcription by RNA polymerase II. Bases 1 to 1695 code for a protein of 564 amino acids. NCBI's taxonomy places the organism in Eukaryota, Metazoa, Chordata, Lepidosauria, Squamata, Eublepharidae. Gene Ontology annotation, molecular function: RNA polymerase II cis-regulatory region sequence-specific DNA binding; DNA-binding transcription factor activity, RNA polymerase II-specific.